Sinocyclocheilus rhinocerous is the source of this 559-nucleotide messenger RNA. RefSeq names its product phosphate carrier protein, mitochondrial-like. The record is from RefSeq and is a predicted model, not a curated record. The transcript has 2 exons. Gene Ontology annotation, cellular component: mitochondrial inner membrane. Bases 74 to 298 code for a protein of 74 amino acids. Gene Ontology annotation, biological process: mitochondrial phosphate ion transmembrane transport. Gene Ontology annotation, molecular function: phosphate transmembrane transporter activity. Lineage: Eukaryota; Metazoa; Chordata; Actinopteri; Cypriniformes; Cyprinidae.
CAUAAUUCCUCGUUCAAAUGGAUUGGUGUUCGCUCAGUGCGAUGACGUCACAGAAGGUCACUGAGGUCAUCUGAUGUCUUGGAUUCGCCUGCCGCUGAUGCACCCAGGAGGCGCCGUUUCUUUACAACCGUCAAGCCUGUGGAAGGGUCUUUUUGCUCGAAUCAUUAUGAUUGGCACACUGACCGCUCUACAGUGGUUCAUCUACGACUCAGUGAAGGUGUACUUCCGUCUGCCCCGUCCACCACCCCCUGAGAUGCCCGAGUCCCUUAAGAGGAAGAUGGGUCUCCUGGACUACUAGACUCCUUUCUUAUCAACAGUAUCCUGAAUAACUAAAGAAAGGCGAAGAUUUUUCCACAUUCACCACUUGCAAUAAACUCCACAGUCGCUGGAGUGUUUAUCAUUGAUGAAAGCACUAUUGAAUGAUCACUAGAUUCUCCCAGUGUCCCUGUAUGUCUGUAUGAAUAUUAGAGUAAAAUCAAUCACACACUAAACAUCUGUUGAUUUUUAUGUGACUCAUGUGUGUUUUGUCAAACUGUUUUGCUCUCAAUAUGUAACUAAA